This is a messenger RNA of Xyrauchen texanus (razorback sucker), 4085 nucleotides long. It is a transcript of the gene rnf10, whose product is annotated as ring finger protein 10. Gene Ontology annotation, molecular function: metal ion binding; transcription cis-regulatory region binding. The transcript has 17 exons. Bases 393 to 2738 code for a protein of 781 amino acids. NCBI's taxonomy places the organism in Eukaryota, Metazoa, Chordata, Actinopteri, Cypriniformes, Catostomidae. The record is from RefSeq and is a predicted model, not a curated record. Gene Ontology annotation, biological process: positive regulation of transcription by RNA polymerase II; positive regulation of myelination.
AUCUACAUCCGGGUGUUUACGAUUCCCGAAUUGGCGACCCGUCGCCAUAAGUGUGACUUUGUUUUACGCAAGUAUAAUUUGGGUGAAAACCCAUUAAAUCAUCCGUUUUCCACUUUUGGAAUGCGGUUAAUGCCUUGUGGGGCGGUACACUUCCCACGCUAAGGAAAAACGACGCUUUUCAAGGGGCGAGGCCCCGUUUUUUGGGCACCUGUUUUUUGUGUUAGCACAGCUCUUUUACUGAGACAUUCGAAUUGUGUCUCUGUUUUUUUCUCGGGUUGUUUGUGGUCAAGAUGUCGCCGUAAUGGGGUCUCCGCGUUUGACAGAAAUGAAUAAGGGCCUCCGUCGCCUGACCCGCGUAUACAACCCGUUGUUAUUCCCCUUUGCCCCGUUUAAUGCCAAAGAGCUCGGAGUCUCUCUCCCCACAGUUCGGCCUCAAUAUGGAGAAAAACCCAAAUACCAACAACAGCAGCAGUACGAAGAUCCCGCCCCGUUCUGGCUCGACAGGCCCGACUCCUGCGGACUCUAAAACAAAAACAGAUGGUAAGAAUAAUGGGGGCUCAAAGCGCUAUAACCGCAAGCGUGAGCCCACAUUUCCCAAGGCUGAGAGCUGUCCAGGCCCACGGCGUUCCCAGCCACACAAAAGCAAGAAUUUUGACAAGAGACCCCCUCAGAGAGGUGGCGGUGGGGGUAGACAGUAUGGACUCCCUGGUGGUGGGAGAAGAGAAGAGGUAGAAGAGAACUGCCGGGCAGAGUUUAGCCCGGCUCAGUUUGCUGGACCCAAAAAGAUAAGCCUGAACCACCUGCUCAACUUCACGUUUGAGCCACGAGGAACCCAUUUUGGCUUCGGAGGUGAUGGCCAUUCCUGCUGGGGUCGCCGCAACAAGUGGGGUCACAAACACAAGCCCUUCAACAAAGAGCUUUUCCUACAGGCCAAUUGCCAGUUUGUGGUAAUUGAUGAUCAGGACUAUCAGGCCCACUUCACUGAUCCAGAUACUCUGGUAGACUGGGAGUAUGUGCAGCAAGUGCGCAUCUACAGUCAUGAGGUGCCGUCAUGUCCAAUCUGCCUGUAUCCCCCCGUGGCGGCCCACAUGACACGCUGCGGCCACAUCUACUGUUGGCCGUGUAUGCUGCAUUACCUCUCUUUGAGUGAGAAGAACUGGUCUAAGUGCCCCAUUUGUUAUGAGGCCGUGCACAGUUUUGACCUCAAGAGUGUGGUUGCCAUGGAGACCCAUCAGUAUGUGACUGGUGAUGUCAUCACCAUGCGUCUGAUGCGGAGAGAGAAAGGAUCGCUGGUGGCUCUUCCCAGCUCUCAAUGGGUUAAAGUGGAGGAGCCCAUACAUUUUGGAGAUGUGCAUUUAAGCUCCUACUCUAAGCUGCUGUUGGCAUCUCAGGAGCAGGUUUUGAGUUUGCUGGCUGAGGAGAGGAUGGCUCUCCAAACCCAACUCAACCAAGAGAAAGAUGACCCACAGGCCUGUUUCAUACAAAGUGCCUUACUGCAGCUGCAGGAGCGAGAGGACGGUCUGCUAAAGUGUCGCCGUAAAAACGGUGGCUCUGUUGAUGAGGUAGACCUGAAAAAACUGUCUCUUACUGUGCACUCCUCUCCAGAAGUGAUUCCAGUCAAGAACUUCACUAACUCCAAGCCCAUCCUACAGUAUGCCUCUGCAUUUGAUGAUGAGAUUCAGGACCUCCACGAGGAGCCGGUGGAAGAGAUGCCUGCUCACAAUGUUCCUGAGGUGGCUGAAGAGAUUCCUGAAGGACCAGUGGAGGACCUACCCUUGGAAGACAACUCUCAGGCCAUUCAGAAUGAGACGGGCCCACUGCAUAACUCUCAUCAUGGCCCAUAUUACUACUUCUACCAAGCUGAGGAUGGUCAGCAGAUGUUUCUGCACCCAGUGAAUGUGCGCUGUCUGCAGAGAGAGUAUGGAAGCCUGGAGAACAGCCCCCAGUCUAUAACUGCUACUGUAGUGGAGAUUGAUGGACAGACUGUCACUGAGGAUAUUCGUCGCCGGCAUCGUUACCUCUCUCACCUUCCCCUUACCUGUGAGUUCAGCCUCUGUGAGCUUCAUCUUCAGCCACCGAUUCUCUCAAAAGAGACCCUGGACAGCUUCUCAGAUGACUUGGAGAAGCGGAAGCGUCUGAGGCAGAAGAAAGUGAGGGAUGAAAAGAGAAGAGAGAAGAGGAUUGAAAUGGAGGAAAACAGGAAACUGGGCAAAUAUCCAGAGGUGCACAUUGGGCUUGAGAACCUCCAGCAGUUUCCUGCUUUUGGAUCGCCACCUCAGUACAGCCCAAUAAUGCAGACCCCAGAGUUCCUACUGGGACCUGCCUCUUUAAGCAGCAGCCCUUCCUCAGAUGGAAUGAUGUUCCCUAUUCUGAGUGAGCACAGUCCCUCUCUCAGUGUAGCCAGUGUGGAAGAGGACUCUCACUGCAUGUCCUUUGCUCAGAUGCUGAAAGAUGGGAAAGCCCGUGUGGAUGCUGGGCCUAAAACUACCACAAAAAAAGAUAUGUUACUGGCCCCUCCAUCAGCAGACAGUGAUGGAGAGAGUGACGGUUCUGAUCGGGUCCCAGUACCCAGUUUCCAGAACUCUUUCAGUCAGGCUUUUGGGGAGGCUUUGUCACAGCUGGACCAUGGAAAUCGUACCCCAGCGCACCCUUUACCCAUCCCCGUGGAGAAAGGGGGGAAGAAGAAAAAGAAAAAGCAGAAGCUUCUGUUCAGCACCUCUAUGGUUCAUACAAAGUAAACAGCACUGAAGUUCACCCUUCACUCAUGUCACCUUCCAUAUUCCUUCCCAACUGAUUCUUGUUUCAUUAUGUCCCUUCAUAGACCUUAUUCACAGUAGCACCAUAUUUGAUUUGAUAUAUAUGAAAUUGAGGCUGUGAGGGGAUGGACUUAAAGUCUCUUCAAUACCAUCCAGUGUAUAUACAUCUGUAUAAAGUUCCUAGAUCAUACCUGAUUUCUCAGCCAUUCAUGUUUUCUGAACGAUGUUUUUUGCCAGUGGAAUUAUCCAAGCACUGUAAACAACAGUACAACCCAUUGAAGAGACUAAGUAUCCUCGUUGCUAUUCCCUCAAAGGGAUGUUUCUACUGUUAAUAAUGUCAGUAGCAGCUCCUUUCCCCACUUUUCAGGUUCAGUAACCUUCAAGAAGUUGCUAAAUUCAGUGGCAAUAGAAUAGACUAUUAGACUGUGCAUGUUAUAGACUCAUUAACUGAUCAACUUCCACAGUUGUCCUUACUGUCAAGUAAUCAUUUAAAGAGAUGGUAAAAAUUGACAUGGCACUGUAGUUUUUGUGCCCAAUUUACAUUAGAUGACACUUUCUGGAAUAUGGAGAAAACAUUGGAAUGGUUGUUGGUUUUGGCUUAUGAUAUAUUUUAGGGGGUUUUGUGAGAGCAGUCAGCCAGCUGCAAAGACAUCUCCCUCCAUACUCACUUUAAAGAUAUAUCUUGAGACUCUUUCAGAUAGUUACACAUGUAGUACUACAACCCAAACAUUGGCGCUUUGAAUUUGGGAAUAAAGUUUUCUCAGCAGGCUGCCAAAAAUUUGCAAAUGAUUUAAAACUAGGAGAAUAUGCUAAUUAAGAACCUGUGACAGGAUUUAUAUGUAUUUGAUCUAGUAUUGCUUUACACAUGCACAGAAAGGUAUGCUGAUUUAACGCAUUCAUGCUUGGUCGUUACAUUGUCUUGAGUUUUCUUCCCGCUGCUGCUUCACAAACUCUGUGCUAUUGUUCUCUGUCACACUGUAUUCAGCUGACUCUUACCAGCAAUUAUCAUCUGCCCAACAUGAAAGUCUUGAUCAGUAAAUUAGUCUUUUUACAAUAGCUGAAUACUUAGUGGGCCUUUAAGCAUUUGACUGUAUUAGAAACUCCAACUAUGAGACAAGUCCAUAAUGUUCUAUAGUGUUCAAAAAUUAAAGAGGUGCUGACUCCAGUGCUUGCUCUGGUUGAGUGAAUAAGAGAAUGUUAAGACAAAGAAAAGACUUUGUAAAAUAGUUUUUUUCUUUUCUAUUUUCUUUUUUGAAAUCUGAAGAAACCUGUGAUUUCAGAACCUGCAUACAGAAUAAUUUGGAAUGAAUAAAGGAUUAUUAUGCACUG